UCAUAGCGGCAUUCCAGGGUUUCAUGGCGGAUUCUGAUGAAGAUCGAGGAAACGCGACCCUCCACCAGAAUCAGCCUUAUGAUGAAUCUCUAGAAGUUCCUGAUUCCGAGGAAGUUGCAAGCACAUACACACCUAGUCCAAGAGUACCUUUUGGUGACCGCGGUCAUAGCCGUGGAAACACCCCACCCGAGUCCGGAAUGAGUGACAAUUUUGACGAUGAGUUUGAUACUGGACAGCCCAGUCCACAGGUAAAUCCAAGGCAGCAACAACAGCAGCAUGAGCAGCAACAACCUGCUUACAAUGAAGAUGGAGAUGAAGAUGACAGCGAGGAGGGAGAUGAAACGGACCAGGAUGAUGAUGAUGAAGAUGAUGAUGAUGAUGAUCAGGGUGUGCAGAUGGAAGGACAGACGCCCCGAGCUGUCCCCUCUUUAAACAGGGACGACUUGGGGAGGAGUGACGAUGAUGAGGAUGGGGAAGAAAGUGAUGAUGAGGAGGAGGAUGAUAACUUAGGGAUGCAAGCUGUGGGAGCCUAUGACCCAGCAGACUAUGAGCACCUAGCUGUCACCCCAGAGAUCAAGGAGUUGUUUCAAUACAUCACUCGCUAUACCCCGCAGACCAUUGAGUUGGAACACAAAAUGAAACCGUUUAUACCAGACUACAUCCCGGCUGUGGGGGAUAUAGAUGCUUUUAUCAAGAUUCCUCGCCCAGAUCUGAAGCCAGAUAACCUGGGACUGACUGUACUUGAUGAACCCUGUGCCAAGCAGUCUGACCCCACUGUCCUUGACCUUCAGCUGAGGGCUAUCUCGAAGCAGACCAACCUCAAAGCUAUGGUUGUUAAAAGUUUAGAAAAUGCUGAAAAGAACCCCAAGGCUAUUGACAGCUGGAUCGAGAGUAUCAAAGAGCUGCACAGGUCCAAACCACCACCUACUGUACAUUAUACAAAAGGAAAUAUGCCAGAGAUUGAUGCUUUAAUGCAGGAAUGGCCAGCAGAACUGGAGGAGUUGCUGAAGGAGGUGAGCCUGCCUCCUGCUGAUCUGGACUGUGAUCUGGGGAUGUAUGUGGACAUUAUAUGCUGUGAGUAG
This is a messenger RNA of Lingula anatina, 1082 nucleotides long. RefSeq names its product intraflagellar transport protein 46 homolog. Gene Ontology annotation, cellular component: motile cilium; intraciliary transport particle B; microtubule organizing center. Gene Ontology annotation, biological process: intraciliary transport; cilium assembly. Lineage: Eukaryota; Metazoa; Brachiopoda; Lingulata; Lingulida; Lingulidae. The record is from RefSeq and is a predicted model, not a curated record.